This is a messenger RNA of Porites lobata, 2292 nucleotides long. The record is from the annotation of a GenBank genome assembly. Lineage: Eukaryota; Metazoa; Cnidaria; Anthozoa; Scleractinia; Poritidae.
AUGUGGUACGAAGCGUUGCCUCCGUUUAUUAUCAUGGCAGGGUGCAUAACCAUUACUGGUUAUGGUUUAAAGAUUAUUGAUAAGCUGUUUUUGGAGGGCAAGGUAAGCACGCAUAGCCGAUAGGUCUUGCGUUUAUUUUUGUUUUUAAGUUGACCCUUUUGAAAUCUCCAUCUCAGAGAUCUGUGUUAUUAUCAGUUAAUGUCGAUAUAAAUAUUAAGCAUAUAUGUUCGGGUUCUUCUGAAUAACUGCUGACAUCUCUGAUUUGUUUUAGCCGAGAAGAUACAAUUUAGAUGACUUUGAUAGGAGAAUGAUUGAAAGAGAUGAGCAGAUAACAGGCUCAAAAAAUAGGCAAAAGGUACAAAGUCCAUCAUAUAUCUGUCAGUUUUAAAGGUUGAACUCACUAGCAACUGGGCUGGGCUCGUAAUCAAAGAUUUGCAGGAGCGAACAAAUAAACGAAUCACAGUGUAUUGUUCCACUUCUGCAUGCGACCCGUCUGUUAUUUUCUCAGUGCACUAAUCCCCCCCCCCCGCCCCAACCAACGACCUUUAUGUCUUGCAUUUUUUGAACGGAGUAUGAGGAGUCAUGACUAAAGUACCAAACUAUGUUUUGCUGUAAGGAAAUUUGUACAGAGCCCACUGAACAAUGAAACUCUGAAAUCCAGGGUGUACAGAGAGAGGAACUGUAUCCUCCUGUUAAUUCUUAACUUUUUUCAGCCCUUUCAAAAAUAUUAUCAGUUUAGAACAACCACACAACUGUAGAGAGUUUUGACGGUUUUCUUGUUAUUUUUAUUUGGCAGACAUUGUAGAAGAUGUAGUUGUACAGGAUGCUGCAAUCGUGUGCUUACUUUGUAGUUCCUGACUUGUUAACAACUUAAGCUGAAUACAGAUGCCUAUUAUCUGAAUGCACUUGAGAGUUUGUAAAUAAAAAUGUUCUACAAUUCUUAUAUGUGUCUUUCAUUUAUUGUGGGAUCUUUUUGCUAGUUUUUGUGGUUUUCUUGUAUUUCUAUUUUAGAAAUGUGAACGCUCAGCGUGUUACCAUUAAGUUAUGGAUGCAUAUGUGAGGUUGCUAAGUAUGAAAACAAAAAAGAUUUUUGAGUGCUCAGCUAAUCUCCCAUCUGUAUCUUGAUUGGUACCCAGCUGUGGCAUUUACCAUUUUAUCUUAACUUCACCAUUUGCUCCUGGAAAUUUCACCAAAAAACAUGUUUUGAAGCUAGUCAAGCCGUUUUCUGGUCACUGUUGUGCUAUAAAGAGCUAAAACUUACCAUAAACCCAUUUGCAGGUCAUAUACUUUGUGGCCUUCUGAUCCAGAUGUAAAAUAUUAGCUUGUAAAGUUUGGGCAUGCGCAGAAAGCAAAUUUUCGUUUUGGGGUUUAAAAGUGACACAGCAGUCUUGACUUUUACUUUUUGCUUUCUUUCCUCCCCUCUUUUUUCACUUUUCUUACCUCAUUUUUUUUCUUUUGCUGGGCAAUUAGGCGUUUGCUAUUUUGUAGGAAAAGAUUUUAGGCAAGCUUUUAGGAUCUUGGAAUUACAUGACAGGAAAGGUAGGUGGGUAGUGGAACAAGAUGUUCAUGGGAAUUUUCAGGUCAAUGUUACAUGGUUUUUUGCCUUCUUCGUAGGUGCGCUUGCCUGAAUUGCGCUCAUUGUGGUAUGGUUUGAAAGAUCUCUUCCCUCUGUUCUCGUUAGCGGAUAAAGUUGUCCUUGACCGUUAAAACUGAUGACAUCACAAGCAGUAGAAGGGACGUGGAUCCACCCGGGCGGUUACGGGCGGCUCAAGGGCGAAUGGGGUAAUUAAUCAAGAGAAAAAUGCCGUCACUUACCUACAGGUUGCAGGGGACUGACACGCGUGACGUGUACAAAUCAUUUUGCUGAAUAAGUAGUUUGUUGUUCUGGUGUGGACUGUAAGAACCUUAACGAUUUCUGCCAAAAGAGAUAUAGACAAGAGAAAAACCUUAACAAACUUGGCCGUUCACGCAUAUUAAAGUCUUGAAAAAAACUGACGAGUACUACUUUAAGCCGGCUAUACAAAGUUUGAGGUGUAUUUGCUCUAAACUUUGUGGAGGCAAGUACCGAAAAAUUAUCCUCCUUAAACCUUCUUCACGCGUUCCCAGCACCCCAAAGAACCUCUGCGUGGUGCUCGUAGGCCUGGUAGGAGGAGAAUGUUUCAACAACAGGAGAUCGUUUCAGUCAAGAUAGUGACAGGGAAGAAUAUCUGCCCACCUUCAUCCAAAGGACUUUGUUUUGUUUGAAAAGGUUACUUUAUUCAGCUUUGUAACAUGAUGCAAUCAGAAGUGUAA